Messenger RNA from Coregonus sp. 'balchen', 363 nucleotides. Lineage: Eukaryota; Metazoa; Chordata; Actinopteri; Salmoniformes; Salmonidae. The record is from the annotation of a GenBank genome assembly.
AUGUACCGAGGCCUACUGCCUAACAACACCAUGUACCGAGGCCUACUGCCUAACAACACCAUGUACCGAGGCCUACUGCCUAACAACACCAUGUACCGAGGCCUACUGCCUAACAACACCAUGUACCGAGGCCUACUGCCUAACAACACCAUGUACCGAGGCCUACUGCCUAACAACACCAUGUACCGAGGCCUACUGCCUAACAACACCAUAUACCGAGGCCUACUGCCUAACAACACCAUAUACCGAGGCCUACUGCCUAACAACACCAUGUACCGAGGCCUACUGCCUAACAACACCAUGUACCGAGGCCUACUGCCUAACAACACCAUGUACCGAGGCCUACUGCCUAACACAGACUAG